Messenger RNA from Histoplasma capsulatum G186AR, 1632 nucleotides. Its product is annotated as acyl-CoA synthetase. Gene Ontology annotation, molecular function: medium-chain fatty acid-CoA ligase activity. The transcript is spliced from 8 exons. Bases 1 to 1632 code for a protein of 543 amino acids. Gene Ontology annotation, biological process: fatty acid metabolic process. The record is from RefSeq and is a predicted model, not a curated record. Lineage: Eukaryota; Fungi; Ascomycota; Eurotiomycetes; Onygenales; Ajellomycetaceae.
AUGAUGUCAUUUGAGCUGUUUUUCACAGUUUGCCAGUCAUAUUGGGUGUUGGCACGGCUGAUGAUGGGACACUCAGCUAGCGCUCGGCUAUCCUCAUUGCCGGCCUCCAGACUUCACCCCUAUUGUUUACCACAGGACGUCGGCAUUUCUAUUAGUAGCAAUAAAAAAUGCGGAGCCUGCAUCAAAUGGGAGCAGGAAAUAAUUACCAUCCGGAAACGUACAUGUGCUGGGAGAUUGUGCAUUGAGGAUCACAAAAUGAGAUUCGAGCGGACGGAUUUCUUUACCCCACACACUGGUGACAAUAUCCUUCCAUUGUCUCCGUUCUUUUCAAGAUUCUUCGCAAUUAGGGAUGUUAGUCUUUCAAUCGAGAAAACGUACUUUGAGUUUCUCAGUGGCAUGCUUGCUGGACAGAAUGUACUGUGGUCAAGUCUUUCGCUGGAAAUCAUGAAAGUAUUGUGGGCUGCUAUUCUAUUCCCUAUCGAAGAGGCUGUAUUCUUUACGACCAGAUCCCGAUGUGUUGCUCUUCUCUCGUCAUCCAGUGAAAAAACUUUAGCGCAACAGCUAUCUGCCCAUAUCAAGAAAUUCACAGGAAAAGAGAUCUGUUGCGUUGAUAUAGCAGGGCACUUCCUGGGAGCAGUGAUGAUGAGAGCAUAUCUCCACGACACCUCAGGAGCAGUCGCUGACCAUUUUGGCGUCACCGAAAAUGACGUGAUUGUUCACGUUCUCCCUGUUCACCAUGCAACAGGGAUCGGAAUUGAUUUCCUCUCUUACAUAUACUCAGGUGCCUGUGUUGAGUUUCGUAGCGGCGCUUCGAUAUGGAUAGCAGGCAUGGAGCCCCAUGAGACUGAUCAGUAUCUUGUCGGAACACGCCAGUUCCGUGCCCUGCUAUGUGCAACCUCUGCUCUCCCCACCUCUGUUCAGGAAUUCUGGACAAAAAUACUUGAUGGCAAGACUAUAUUGUCCAGAUACGGCGCAACUGAAAUCGGCCCGGUUUUUACGUCUUCGAUUGAUUCAGAUUCUGUUCCUCCCGGCAGUGUCGGACCAGUCUUAACGAUUACGCUUUCAGAAGGUCACCAGGGAGAGGUGUUGAUAAAGGGUCCGUACAUGUUUUCGAAAUGCCUUUUCGACGAGGUCGCCACAGCCAAGGCCCAUGAUGCAGAUGGCCUUAUAAAACUGGUGAUAUUGCCCGCCGUGAAGGGAGGCAACUAUUUUAUUCCCGGCCACGCUUCCAUUGACAUUACUAAAACGGGUGGCUAUAAAAUAUCCGCUCUCGAUAUUGAACGCGAGAUUCUUGACCUUCCCUACGUUUCCCAGGUGAUGAUUUGUCGCCCGCGUGUCGCUGCUGUGGUAGGUUUAAAAAUUGAGCAGACCACUUACAAGUGUCCGGGAAACGGCUGGGUUGGGAAGUAUUUUACACUGGAUGAUCUACGCGCUGACCGACGGAGAAAGUUGGCUGACUAUAAAAUUCCCACUCUAUUGAGAGUAGUGGUGCAUGGAAUUCUGAAAACUGGCAUAGGGAAGGUGGUGAAAGGGGUGCUAGGCCCUCAGUUUUUUCCAGUGGAUUAUAAACAGCAUCCGGAUGCACAAAUAUGGUCACCAGUUAAGCAGAGUGUCCCAGAUCCAAGAUUAUAG